AUGGCUUGGACAGGCAGGUUUUCUGAUUUUAAUGAUGUCUCUUACGCUGCUGAAUCUUCUGAUCGCAGAACAAAAUAUCCUAAAAGUGAUAUUGUAAAGAAUACGACCUUGACAAAACUGGAGAAUCUGCAUCCCGGAAUAUCAAGUCCCGCUGUCGCUGGGAUAAUUUUGACCAAAGACGUCCCAAAGUGCAUACAAAGCAAGAAAAACCCUGGUACUGAGAGGUACUUGAUGAGUUUCGUGCUUAGAGAUGCGCCGUCCUGUUUUGUAAAUGUCACAUGCUGGGGAACAGAACUUGGAAUCAAAGAUAUUGCAGCAAAAUUUGCUAUUUCAGACAUUGUUCAACUCUCUAAUGUACAAGUUCAGCCUAAAUCUUACGAUGGCUAUGAAGACAAGUAUAAACCUUCAACACCUAUGUCUUUCAACAUCACAUUUAGCGAAAAUCAUUCCAACAUUGAUCAUUACUCGGGUCCAGAAGCUGACUUUCUCCAUGGACUUCAAAAUGUGCCAAUCAAAGCCAAUAAUGACUAUUACAUUCUAGAAGAUGUUAUUGCACACGGCCAGAGUCUGAGUGGAGAACACAUCAAUCUUUUAACUGUUGUCAGAAGGAUAGGACCGGUGAAGGACAUAACUACCAAAACAGGAAAGAAAACAAAGAGAUGCGAACUGAAACUGAUGGAUGAAACAUGCGCUUCGUUUGCCUUGAUUUUAUGGGAGUCUGAUAUGAUAGACAUUGCACAAAGCUGGGUAGCCUUGGAUACGGUGCUGUUCAUUGCCGAUGUUAGAGUUUCCUAUGAUGAAUUUCGAGCCACCAUGGUUUCUACGGCAGAUUCCAAGACAAUUUUUACUGUAAAUCCAGAUACAUUGGAGGCCCACAGUUUGUACCAGUUUGCCCACUCACAAAACUUUGUGGAACAAGAAGGAACAACAGGACAAUCGGAUCCUCCAUUGGAAAGUAUCACAGACAUCUAUACUGUUUCCAAAUUAAUGGACAUGAAGAAAGAAAGGACAGACCAAUGGAAACCUACGAUAUAUGGAAUAAUCUUUGCGUACCUUUCGCACUUUGAUGUUGACGGAGAUACUAGCCGAGUCCUCAGAUACAGAUGUCAAAAAUGUAGACAAACUGUCAGUGAAAAUACUGGAUACGCGUGCAGUAAUCCAGAAUGCAGCAAUGGCAUCUUGAACACAUUCUCGUCAACUGUCGACAACACGAAACCUUCAGUGGAAUAUUCCGUACCUGUUUCAUGGUCGGACCAGACCGGUACCAUCGACUACUGCAGUAUAGAUGGUGAUGUUGCGCAACAGAUGAUUGGAAUUAAGGCAGAAGAGUUUCCUAAAGUUUCGUUUCAAAGAAAGACACAAGUAAAAUGGACUCAUCUUUUAGAGAAACGUAAAGUGCACUUCAAAUUGAGUCGUUCUGUUGGAGAAGCAGGCAAAGUCUUCCUGAAAGUUCUUUCGUGCAAAUCUACUGAUGCUGAAGAAUUUCAAUACACAAUACAGUAA
Ylistrum balloti is the source of this 1503-nucleotide messenger RNA. RefSeq names its product meiosis-specific with OB domain-containing protein-like. The transcript is spliced from 13 exons. NCBI's taxonomy places the organism in Eukaryota, Metazoa, Mollusca, Bivalvia, Pectinida, Pectinidae. The record is from RefSeq and is a predicted model, not a curated record. Gene Ontology annotation, biological process: resolution of meiotic recombination intermediates. Gene Ontology annotation, molecular function: single-stranded DNA binding; single-stranded DNA 3'-5' DNA exonuclease activity. The coding region runs from base 1 to 1503 and encodes 500 amino acids.